This is a messenger RNA of Cryptosporidium ubiquitum, 8952 nucleotides long. RefSeq lists its product as uncharacterized. Gene Ontology annotation, molecular function: histone H3 acetyltransferase activity. The transcript has 3 exons. NCBI's taxonomy places the organism in Eukaryota, Apicomplexa, Conoidasida, Eucoccidiorida, Cryptosporidiidae. The coding region runs from base 1 to 8952 and encodes 2983 amino acids. Gene Ontology annotation, cellular component: histone acetyltransferase complex. Gene Ontology annotation, biological process: chromatin remodeling; positive regulation of transcription by RNA polymerase II. The record is from RefSeq and is a predicted model, not a curated record.
AUGGUUUUCGGGGAGAAAGUUCAUUUUGUAAAAAUAUUUGUGAUUCUUUUUGCAAUAUUAAUUAAAAUAGGCGUGGUAAAUACUGACGAUAAUUCUGGUUGUCCAAUCGGAUAUGUUUCACAGGGGGAUAAAUGCAGAUUGUGUGAAUCUGGUACAUUUUCAAAUAGAGAAACUAACUCUUGUAUGCCCUGCGGUGAAGGAUCUUAUUCUGAAAAUGAAGAAUCUGCUAACUGUGAAACUUGUUUAGAUUUUCAGGUUACUUCAGCUAUCGGUUCAACUAAAAAAGAUGACUGUUUUUGCAUGCCUGGUUAUAAGCCUACAAAUCUCAGAGAUGAAACAUGCAUUCAAUGUGUUUCAACUGAAUGGUGCUAUAAAACAACUCCUACUUCCGGAGGGUUUUGGAACGUGGCAUCUUACUGCUAUAGUGUGGAUUUGAGCAAAUUUUCAAAAGAGUCAACAACUUAUUUACUCUGUAAAGAUAUGUCCUUGAUGAGUUCGAAAGUUGCAAAUUUUUUGCUUCCAUGUUUUGGAGGAGAGAGUCAAUGUGAAAGCUUAAUCAGGAAUAGUGAGGCAAUCGCAGAUAGUAGUAUUAAUUCACUUGAGAUAGCUAGAUGCAAAGAAGGUAAUGCUGGUAUACUUUGCGAUGAUUGCGAAAAAGGAUACACAAAAAUUGAUGGGGUUUCAAGUGAGAUUUACUCGUGCAAAGAAUGUAAUUUAUUGAAUUUUGUCGCAUUUCUCAUAAGUAAUUUAUGUACUUUAGGUUUGAUUGUUUACUCUGUUUGGGUAUUGCGUUUGGAGCCAACUGCAAACGAAGAAGAAAUGCCAAUUGUUCAAAUAACGAUUAUUAGAACAAUUAUACAACACAUGCAAUUACUGGGGCUACUUUUUAAGACUAACACAAUACAGUUUGAGUACUUUCCAUUUCUUUCAGUUGCCAUUUCAUAUUUGGGUUCAAAUUCUUCUUUUUUACCACUUUUUCAGUGUAUAAUAUCAAAACUUGAUAUUCAUCCAAGUGGGUCAGAAGCUUUAAAAUUAUAUUCAAUUAUUAUAUGUACAACUCCAUUUCUCCUCUUCAUUUUUGCCAUCAUUGUUGCACCAAUCUUAAAAUAUUUUCGGCAGAAAGAAGUUAGUGGCUUUUUACUGGGACGCCAGGAAAUGGAAGGAGAAUGCUUGCAAUUUCAAAAAUCAUUUUUUUCUUGGUUCUUCAGUGUAUUUAUCGUAUCAUUCUUUUUUUAUUUCUCAAUAAAUCUCAGAAACAUUUAUUCAAUCCUCAGUUGUGUAUCACUUAAUAUCGAUAUUCAUAAUCCAUCUGACUCAUUAAUGGGUUCUUACUCUAUGCCGGAGAACAUCAAUAAACAGCAGAGCGUUGAUUUAACUCCUGGCUCAUUAUUAGUUGUUACUAUUGCAAAAGAUAAUAUUUGUUGGAGCCAUGAUCAUUGGGUUGCAAUAUUUUUUUCUCUUAUUAGCUUUACUUUUUGGCACAUUCUAAUACCUGUAAUAUACUCACUUUGCAUUUAUUUUGAUACUAAAAAUGAUAAAAUACAACGAAGAAGACUAGUUUAUGGGUGGUGGACAAGUGGAUAUGAAAAUACUCGUAUGAAUAUAUGGGAAAUCUUUACUUACUUCGGUCAAAUAUUGUACCUAACUAUAAUAUUUCUAAUUGGAAAUAUUCAUACAUUUAAUUACGUCGUUGCUUAUUUUCCAGCUCCGGGUGGCUCAGAUUAUGAAGCUUUAAUUCCAAUUUAUUCUCCAAUUUUAUCAUCAUUUUGUUGUAUUGCAGUAUCAAUUUGUUUAGACAGUAUUUAUAGUUUUGUAAGGCCAAAUGACCAAGAUUUGUUACGCAAAAGCGUAAAAAUUGACAUAUCUUCAAUUGGAGUUGAAGAUGAGCUAACAACAGAAGAACAAAAACAAAAACAUAAAGUUGCUUAUGGAGGAGGAUUAAGUUCAAAGCAAUCAAGUAAAUUGAAUUGGAAUACAUACAUUUAUAUUAUUCAUAGAAUGUCAAGUUUUUCAAUCAUUAUUGCAAUUUUUGCAUCGCUAUUACCAAGAUUAAAUGUAAACGUUGAAAACACUAUUGAAGAACUUAGGGAAACAUGGGUAGAUUCUGUUAAUCCAAAUCAUGUACCAUUGGGUUAUGAUGAUUUUGCUGUCAAGCUGAUUUCCAUUUUUUCGGUAUUUAUAAAUUAUGCUUUUGUUAUUGUCACAUUAUUUUCAGUAUUGGGAAUCAAAAUAUAUAGAAGGAUUUUGUCAAUGCUAUCAUCAAAAACAAAAAUGGAGACACAUAUUCAAUCAAUGAGUGACUUUGUAAAUAGUUCUGAAUCAAUUAACCAUAUAAAUAAGGGAACUAAGGGCAAUGGACGGAUUUCUAAUAUUGAAAAUGUAUUUCAAACUUAUCAUGAUAUGAACAAGACCAGCCAAAUAGGGGAUCAAGAUGGAGAGAGAGUGGACGACGAAGUUUCAAUAGAACAACUCAUUAGGAUGCAUUUAAGAACAGAUUGCCUGAGUUUUUUAUCAAAUGAAGACCGAGUAUCUGUUGUUGUUGCAAUAAAAAGAUGUGAUAACCGUCAGGAAGGGUUGGCAAUUUCAUUAAGAGCAACAUUAGAUUCAAGAUUUGGUGAAAGUGGAAAAUAUACAGUAAUUGAAAAUAAUGUAUUUAUUUGUGAAUCACUAAGGAGUUACGGGUUUUCAGAUAUUGGGAUGGAGAAAUUAAUUGAAGAUUUAUUAGAUAUACAUAUUUCUAUUACAAACAGAAUAAAAAGUGUAAGUAGAAAUUCAUUAAAAAUGGCAUUGGAUUUAUGUAUUAUUAAUUACCCAGAAGUAGCACAAAAGUUAGGCAUGGAACAAAUUGUCCCUGCAGAAUUAAAUUUGAAUGAUAUGAAUGAAAAGUCAAAUAUUGAAACAAAUAAUAAUGUUGAGGCAUUAUAUUCCUUACAUUUGAGAAAAUUACUUGCAAGGCUAAGCUUAAAUGCAUUAAUCUUGGAUAUUAGUGAUAACUUCUUUAAAAUUCCAAGAUCAAUUCCCAUAUCAUUAAGAUUAAAGUUAAAUAGAGGAACCGGUCUUUUGUUUUCUGAAUCUAAUUUGGAGGAUACUGGGAUGGAAAAUAUUAAAUUAAACCAUACUUUAAUUAAUGAGGAAAUUACAGAUAAAGGAUAUAAAGUACCGAUACCUGGGUAUAUUGAAGAGGAAUAUAAUGAACCUAGAUCUCUUGACGUUGACUUAAUGUUAUCCAUAAAGAAAUUAACGGAAGGUGAUCCAAGAACUGUUUUGGAAGAAACCAACUAUCCAUUAGCAUUCGAAAAAGCGACAAGGAGCUCCGCUAGAAGUAAUAAAAUAUUAGAGACUCUAUUCUCACUAAUAGAACCCGAAUUCAGGUCUCAAUUUGAAAGUUCAUUGGAGCUUAAUAAAGGAUUAAAAGAUGGUAACAGAGAAUUAGAUAGAAAUCAGGAUGAGGAUAUCGUACAAUUAUUAUUAGGAUUAAAUCCAGAUGAAAAUAUUGGCAGUGAAACAAUUCUUACGUUACUUAAAGAUUUAGAAACUGCCAGUAAUAUGAGUCUUCCUGAUUAUUUAGGAGAUAAACCUCAUUUCCCUGAAUCAGAAUUUUAUUUUUAUGAUGAAAAUAAAGAUCAUAUAGCUUCCAAAAAAGUGGGAUUAUUUGUUAAAAAUUCGAAGGAUAGGAAACAAAUUAAAAACGAUUUAGAUGAUAAUAACAAAAUUACUGGAUCAAAAAAUAAAAUGUCUUUAAAACUUAAAAAUUCGAUAUAUAACUUAUUUCUACUUAGAGUGCUGGAUUUAAAAUCAUGGUUAAGCCAAUAUAGAAAGCAAUAUAUUGAAGAAACUAAUAAAAAAAUGGAAAACUUAAGGCAGUACAAUUAUUUGAAUUUUGAUAAUAAUUUUAUUGUAUCGCAAGAAAAAAAUAUAAAGAAUGCUUCAAAUACAAGUUCAAGUAGUGCAAAUGAUGAUAAUAAUAAUACCAUUAAUAACCUAAAUACUAAAUCUAAUGAAUUAGAUACAACAAGCAAAGUUUCAUCUUCAGAAAAAGUAAGCAUUGAGUCAAAGGAGAAUCUGAAAAUGAUGACAGAUUUGAUAUCAAAUUUAAAUAGAUAUGCAAGCCCAAGUAUGCUGUUUUAUUAUUUACAAUUAUGUAAAAGGCUAAGUUUAGGUACAGAUUUGACAAUGACUUCAUUAAUACCAGAUAACUUAUUAUAUAAGGGAGUAAUAAGUAAUGAAGAGGCAAUAAGAUUAUACAGAGAGAUUAAUCCUAGUUUGAAUUUUUAUGAUAACCCUCUUGGAUUUGAUGUUGCAACUAUUCAUGAGUUUUCAGCAUUAAAUACACCAAAUCUGAAUUUAAAAAGAGAGUUAGAAUUGACAAUAGAAUCACAAAGAGAAUUUAAUAUGAUUUUUCCAUCAGCGUUGCCAUGCAUACAUUCAAUAUUUUGGAUUCCUUUUGAUAUUUACGAUGAUGACAAUUUAUGGAUAAUUCAAAGUAGGGAAAGAGAACAUAUUUCUCAAUUAUUAGAUAUUUUAUCAAAAGAUCAUCCACAAAUCGUAGAAUUGCCAUAUAUAGAUGAAGAAAUAAUGGAUGAAAAGUUAGAAUGUAUAGAAUUUGAUAAAAAUGACAAAGGUUUGAUGAAACAAACAUUAAAUACAUUGUUACCACAAGUUUCAAAUAAUGGAGGAAUAGAAAAUGGUUCUUGGUUAUGGAGUGAAUUACCAAUAAGAUUUGCAAUAGAUUUAAAUGGCUUAUCAAUUAGAAAACUCUAUUCAUCUUCAAAUUAUCAAAAAAGUAUUUAUUUAUCUGGAAAUCCCUUGUCAGUUUUAGGACCACAAUCGCCUCAAUGGGCAUAUAUGAGCCAUAAAUCAGAUAGAAUAAAUUAUUUAAAUGGUGUUUGCACUUUGAAUUAUAGUAUAAAUAACAAUACAGAUUUUGAUAUAAAUACUAAUAUUGGUGAUCAAGCAAUAAUUGUUGCUCCAGGUAUAGAAGUUAAGGGAACAUCAUUUACGAUAGAAGUUUGGGUUAAAUUACCCCCAUUAUUUGAAAAAAUAAUAGAAGAAGUAAAGGGAGAAUCUGAUUCAGAAGUAAAAAGUCAAAGAAGUAAAUCAAAGUCAAGAUCAAAAAGUAAAAGUAAAAGUAAGAGUAAAAGUAAAACAAAAAUGGAGGGAAAAACGAGUUCUAGAACAAAAAAUAAGAAAAUAGAUGUUUCAUCUAAUAGUAAGGAUAAAGAUCGCUCAUCAAAAAAUCUAAGUAAAUUACAAAAGAAGCUUGCUGGUAUUAAGGGAAACAAAGAAGAUGAUGAAGAAAGCGAAUCAGCUAGUGUUGAUGGAGCAAAUUCAGAUGCAAGUGGAGCUCAAGAAGAAUCCGGCGAUUUAAAUAGUAAUAAUGUAAAGAAAAAGUUAGAAUUGCCAACAUUACAAGUUCUAUGUAGUACAGAUGCAAUGGAAGGAUUAUUUACAGUACAUCGACCAACAGGAACAAUUGGUUUUUGGGAUAGCAAUGGCCGAUUUUUAAAAUGUGUUAUUAAAAAUAACCCCAAAGAAAUAAAUAAAAAUGAAAUGCAAUUUAAAAAUUCAUCUUUUGUGACUUCUAAUAUUGCGACAUUGCAAAGUAUUUAUUCACAAUUGGGAUUGAUAAAAAAGAGCACCUAUUGUAGAGAAACAAAUCAAGAUAUUGAACAAUUUAUUGACUACAAUGAAGAUCCAUGGAUUCUUGAUCCAUGGGUAUUAGUACAUAUUGUUUAUAAUAUGGGGUCAAUAAAAUAUUAUGUUAAUGGCAGAUAUAUUGGUUCAAUUAGAAAACCAAAUGGUUUAAAGGGCGAUAUAUCAAUAAUAGGCGGAGGAUUAGAAAGUGGAUCAGGAUGGGGUUACUUUAGUCAGUUUAGAGUUUAUGGAGUACACACAAGUAAUGAACAAAUAAAAAAGCGAUAUGAAUCAUAUGUUUCUCUAAACUCUGAUAAUUCAUUUAUUACUAAAAUUAAUAAAUUAACAUCAACGACAAUUAAUUGGGCGUUAACAUUAUGGAGAAGUGGUGCUGUUGGAUUUUUCAUAUGGAAAUAUAGUCAAAUCAAUCUAAAACAAAAUGAUAUUACAUACUUAAUCGAAUUAAUAAAUAGAAAAAAUAAUGUCUUAAGUAAUGGUGAUAUAGUUAAUGAAUUAGAACAAGGCGAUAAUAAUUCGAAAAAUGGAAUAUUAUUAUUUGGUAUAAUUAUUAGAAUACUAAAAGGAGAAAGAUCUUUUCCGUACUAUUAUGUAUAUGAACCAUUACCUUACAUAGAAAAUGUUCGAGACGACACGAAUGAACAAAAUCAGUCAUCUAAUAAAAUCAAAUUGUCAUCAAUUAAAUAUAAAAUGACAUCUAUAACAUCACAGUUAGGAUAUAGAAUUUCUGAAGAUUACAAAAAAAUUAAAUUGGAUAAUGAACAAGUAUAUAGAAUGAACCCAUUAUUAUAUCAGCCAAGCAUAGUACCUGGCCCAGGAAUGUCAGAAUGUUUAUUAUUGGCAUUUAACACAAAAAGUAAUAAUUCCGGAUUAUUGAUAACACCACCAAUUGAAUUACAGAAAAAAGUUGUUAAUAAAAAUAAAAAUAAAAAUACAAAGAAUUUAAUUAAUGAUGAUGAUCAGAAAAGGAAAAAUAAUAAUUUAACUAAUGAUAGUCUUGAUCGGGAAAAUAAUGAAAAAUUAGAAAUUUCUGAAUUAUAUAAUGGCUGGACAAUAACGAUAUGGUUUCAUUAUCCGUUGUUAACAAACUAUUCGUAUAAAAUAAAUAAUUCUCCAAAUAAUAAUGACGAUAUAGCCAAUAAUUCCAAGAGAAAAUCUACAUCAGACAUUGAUCAUUAUAUAGUGUUAGUGACUGGUAAAAAUGAUUCGCAUGUAAUAAUAAAUGAAAAAAUGGAUGUUGGUGUAUACAAAAAUUUUUCUCAUAUAAGUAAUAAUAAUGAUAAUGAUAACAAUAAUAAUACUAAUAAUAACAAUAAUAAUAGUAAUAAUAAUAAUAACAAUAAUAAUAAUAAUAAUAAUAACAGUAAUAAUAAUAAUAAUAAUAAUAAUAAUAAUAAUAAUAAUAAUAAUAAUAAUAAUAAUAAUAUGAAUAAUAAUAAUAUGAAUAAUAAUAAUAAUAAUAACAAUAAUAACAAUAAUAAUAAUAAUAAUAUGAAUAUGAAUAUGAAUAUGAAUAUAAAUGAUCAUAAUAACAACUUCGGUAAUAAUAAUAGUAAUAAUUAUAAUCAUAAAAAUAUUAGUCAUAAUGCUAAUAUGAAUAUAAGUAUUGGUAUUGGUAAUAAUAAUAGUAAUAAUUCGAAUAUGAAUAUUAAUCUUAAUAAUAUUCAUAAUACUAAUAAUUUUAUGGACAAAGGUUUCUACUCAUCUGGAUUAAAUUUAAAUAAAUCUGAAUUGCCUAUUGGCUGGCAUAUGUUAUCAGUUGUAGGUAAACCACGAAUGGAAUACAUAAAAACAGAAGAUGGGAAAGAAAGAAAUGUAAUAGGUGGUGGAGGAUUAGGGUUCACAGAAAUUACAAAACCAAUACAGAAAAAUAUUAAUUUAUUAACACAAUAUAGGUGGUGCCAGGAAUUUUAUAUUGAUGGACAAAUUAUGGGUAUAAGUUCAUAUUGUACUCAUGAAAGUGUUGUUAUGAUUGGAAAUAGUUUAUUUUUAGAGAAUGCAUUUGGAAUGUUUACAUGCCCGAGAAUAUUUAAUCGUUCAUUCUCACCAAUGGAAAUACACACUGACUUUUUGUCUUAUAACUAUUUAAUAAAAGCAUGUACUUGGAAUCCAAGAGAUGAUAUUUUAUUACAGUUUGAUUAUAACGUAAUUACUAAAGAAUUUCGUGUACUAGAAAAUCCAAGCAAUAAAUUAAGAUAUAUUUAUAAUGUUAAUUCAAAUUAUCAAUUAAAUAAGUAUGACCAAUUAAAAAAUAUAACAAGAGAUAAACGAAAAAAAAAAAAAAAACAAUCAUUUGAAGGAAACAUAGAUAUUGAUGAUCAAUUAUAUUGGUUAGAUGAAAUGGAGUGCCAAUCACCAUUAUUUAAUUAUAUUGAAACAUUUUUGGAUAAUAAUUCAUUUGAUAAUGAAAGUAAAUAUAUAUUGGCAAUAAGUAAUAGUAUGAUUAGCCCAACAAAUGAAAAUAUAUGUAUUGAUCCAACUCAAAUUUUUAUUUUGGAAAAAAAGUCGGGAUAUUCAACUGAAGGUGGUAGUGUUUUAUUGGAAAGACCAGUAAGAUUAAGUAAAAAUUGGUCUUGCGAGGUUUGGUUUUAUGUUCCUUUUGAGAUAACAUUUCAUCCUUAUUGUUUAAUAUCAAAUAGUGAUGGUAUAGGAUUUAUAGUGAUAGGUUUAAAUGGUGAAUUGGGGUCAAUACAAAGAAAAGUAACAAAUAUGUAUGUAAAUGAUGUAAUUACUAGAGGAAAUAAACACGAUUCAAUAGGGAAAAAAGUGCACGAAAAGAAUAUUGGUAAUAAUCGUUUACAAUUUUUAUCUUGGGAUAUAAAUUUGAGAGAUCAUAUUAAUGUUGGCUGGUAUCAUAUGGUUGUUACAUUUAAUACAACACAACAUAAUACUAUAACAACUUAUAUUAAUUCUCAAUGUAUUGGAAAGAAGAUGAAUGUAUUGGAGUUGCCGCAUCAUCAAAGUCCAUGGAUUGAUUGUAUUGGUAAUUUAAAAACAAGCAAAGGGCAUUAUAUUGCGCCAUUUGGAUUAUUUGGCCAUUUAAAAAUAUAUGACUUUGCAUUAUCUACAAUAGAGAUUGGAUUAUUAUAUAAAAAUUGGCUUUGCCAUAAAAAUUUAAAGAAAGAAAUAUUAAAUCGUCAUAUUAAACAAGAAAAGUCAACAAUAACCAAAAUCUACACCUUAUAUAAUAAUAUAAUAAAAAAAGGUGAAAAAAAUAUAGAAGACCAAAAUACUAAGAACGUUAAAAAAGAAAAAGCUUCGGAUUCAGAUUCAGAUUCUGGCUCGGAUUCGGAAAAUUAG